This is a messenger RNA of Colossoma macropomum (tambaqui), 3295 nucleotides long. RefSeq lists its product as uncharacterized. Bases 347 to 3226 code for a protein of 959 amino acids. Gene Ontology annotation, cellular component: centrosome. Gene Ontology annotation, molecular function: microtubule binding. NCBI's taxonomy places the organism in Eukaryota, Metazoa, Chordata, Actinopteri, Characiformes, Serrasalmidae. The record is from RefSeq and is a predicted model, not a curated record. Gene Ontology annotation, biological process: microtubule anchoring. The transcript is spliced from 8 exons.
AUGUAGGGAAGCACAGAGAGAGAGAGAGGACGGAGGGGGGCUGGAUGGGAAAGGGAGGCAGAGCGAUUGGACACAGGGAGAGAGACAGAGAGCGAGUGAGAGAGAGACCCAGAGAGAAAGAGGGGGGAGCGAGCCAGAGGAGAGGAUAUUGAAAGGGAAAAGAGGGCACAGCUGUAGAGAGGGAUGCAGGCUGUUUCGCUUGCUCUCUCUCUGCUCACACAUCACUCAGAUGGGACUGCGAGUGAAGAUUUAGUGGGGAGUGGCUGCAAGGACCUGAAGGAGGACAGUCUACUGUACCUCCGCCUGUUUGCUUCUUCUGUGGCUCUGCUGGCACUGUGAUGCCACUAUGCCAGCCAUGAACAGGCCAGGAUUUUUGACUAAAGCAGGUCUGAGGAGGCUCCUGACGUCGGAUGAAGUAUGGAGCUUUGGAAGGAAGAGGAGUUCAGGAGAACAAAUCCAAACGGAGCAAGAAACUCUACAACAGACGACAGGUUCCAAAGAGUCAUGUGACCCCAAGCGCUUCUUAGCAUACAGUCAUCGAAGCCAGCCUCUCCAUCACGCUGAGAGAAAAGUGAAAAGCGAAGAUGGAAAGCCUUCACAUCAGCGCGAACCACUGAAGGAAGACUUUAAAGCUCAUGGUUAUGAGCACGAGCCUGAGAAGAACAUCCAAAGCCCUUUGCAUAAAGGGCAACAUCAUGAGAAGGUGACCCCACCCAAAAGCAGUGAAGUAUACUCAGGGGAAAGAAUACAAUACCCAGCUGAAGUCACUUGGAAGCCUAUCAAGAAUGUGCAGCAUUUCACAUCAGGACAACACAACCAAACUAGUUGUGGAAUCACUGACAGGGCUCCUAUUGUGUCCAGUUUGUCAUCUGACAUAGAGGAAGACCUGCCCUAUGAUUAUGAAGACAGCCAUCAAAAACCCAGAGAACAGAGAGAAAUGAAGCUUCAAGAGGCUUUGAAGACCUAUUCCGCCUCAGAUGAUACAGACUGUGGCCAGGUAAUAACCGACAAUGCGACUCUCAAUGUGGAGAACAACCAACGGUCACAGACUGUAUUGCUGUUCAACAAUAAUCAUGAGAUUUGCGGUGAGACAAAGAAGAGUGAAUCAAAUACAGCUUACACACGAAUAUGGCACAAUUCAAAAGAGUCAUUCACAGAUAAACCACUCAUUGCUAAUUUGGUCCAGGUUUUAAGCAGCGAUCUGAAAAGAGGUGAGGAGAGUCCAACUUGUGAUGAUAGCCUUUCUGAGACAGAAGAUAGAUCAGAACCCUUUUCACUCCAGAGUGAAGCACUGGCCUGGUCUGAAGAAGAGAGAGAUGGUUUUAAUGAAGAGAAAACUGAAGCAAGCACAUGCUCCUUGGUCUUCGCUGAAAAGUUCAUUGUGUUCUCAGAACCGCCAUAUUACCAUCAGUCCAGCAAUGAGGUGGGUUGCCAUGAUGCCCCUUAUUAUGAGAGGGAAAUGACCACAGAGUGCACCCUCUCAGAGAUUCUUUCUCCAGUAGAUGAGGUUUUGUCAUAUGGAAGUGCUGAGCUCCCUCCUUCGGUUAAAGGAGGUGGUGGUUCAGGACCAAAUAGUAACAGUUUACCACCUCCUCCACCUGCCUUCGAGAUCAUCACAUGGACUAGUGAGGAAGAUCUUCCAGCUCCACCUGACUUUGUUGAAGACGUUUCCAUCAACAGUGAGAACUUCCCUAACCUUCCUGUGGACUUGUCUUUAAGUAGAAAAGAGACUAGAAGUCUAGGCUCGGGGAGUCUGGGGGAGAGUGAGGUCAAUAAUGAUGCUGUGAUUGGAGAUGGAUGUAAAACCCUUUCUCCUAAACUGGCCACAGGGCAGGACGAAGAGGACGAGUGCUCGGAGUACACCAGCUCUCUUCCUGUGGAUGACAGUAAUGAGACUGAAGACCCUUUAUCCUCCUUUCACAUUGGAGACAGGGUUCUUGUCUGCAACUCAAGACCAGGCAUCCUGAAGUAUAAGGGAUCCACUGCAUUUGCCGGGGGUUUUUGGGCUGGCGUGGCACUGGAUACUCCCAAUGGAAACCACAAUGGCACUUUCAGGGGUGUAAAGUACUUUACAUGUGAAAAGAACCACGGGGUCCUGGUCAGAGCAGAAGACGUUAGUCAUCUGCAUAGAGAUCACUGCAGUGGUUUGAAUACUCAUGUGGAUGAGGAUACCUUCUCAGAUGGCCAAGAUGGGAAAAGUGGGAAAAGACCAUCUGGGAAUGGACAAGGGAGGCACAAGAACAGCCAAAGCUCUUGGGGACGUGAUCUGUCAGCUCCAAAACAGACAGGCCUGCAGGAAUUGUGUGAAAAUGAUGCCACCAGAGACACAUUCAAUGAGUUAUCAAGUGGUUCAAGAUCCAGUGAAAAAUCUCCAUUAAAGGUCGAUCAUAAGCUUGUUUGUUACAAUGAGCAGAACAAGCAUCAUGUUGAGGAGACUGAUGUUCUGAUAGAGAGAUUAACUGAGGAGAUUUUUGCGGAUGCUUUGAAGAGUGUGCAGGAGACCAGGAAGAGACAUAGACAGAUAAUCAGAUCUAAGCACGACAGUAAACCUAUUGAUUCUGGCUUUAGGAAAAGGGAAAACAGUAACUUUGCAACUAACAAGCCAUGUCUCAUGGAUCAGUGGCAUCAGGUGCAUCCUGAAACACCCCCACAAAUACAGGUCCAGCCUCAUGAGCACGGCAUUGUCUACAGACUGGUAGAUGCCACAGUUGAGGCUCUCUGUGGCCAAGCGGGUGAAGCUGCACUCGAUGUUUGUGAAACACCAAGCCACUUAGUAGAUGAUAAAAGCUGCAAAGGCUACAGGCAGGUCCUCUUCCAGUUAGCAUCUGAUGUACUACAUGAGGUUUGUGCCAAUAUAUUGGAAACAAGCAGCUCUGUCCAGAAAACAAAGGCAACAUCAGUGAUCUCAGCUCUGCAGAAAGGGCAAAUUUCAGUGGCCUAUUUAAAGGCUGCAGUGAAAAGGGAGACCCAGAAAGUGCUUAAUCUGGAGCGCACUGAUCAACAAAUGACAGAGAUGCUGCAAACACUGUGCAAAUACUGGUAUGCCAAGAGGGACCGAGUGGACUACAUCUUGAUUCAGGAGCUUCACAGCGAGGAGAGGCAGUGGGUGGAUUACAGCACUGACCAGAUCACUGUGAAAAUACGACUGGCUGAGGAGAUCUUCAGGCUACUUCUGGAUGACACUAUAUCAGUUCUUAACCACAUUUAUAUAUCAGGCAACAAGUGACACAAAAUUUAGCACUCUUAUCAUGUCAUCUUAACGAACAACAAAUCUGUUUUUAAGACAAUCUGUUUU